Messenger RNA from Trematosphaeria pertusa, 483 nucleotides. RefSeq lists its product as uncharacterized. The record is from RefSeq and is a predicted model, not a curated record. Bases 1 to 483 code for a protein of 160 amino acids. The transcript has a single exon. Lineage: Eukaryota; Fungi; Ascomycota; Dothideomycetes; Pleosporales; Trematosphaeriaceae.
AUGUCUUCUGUUCCUAGGAUUGUGCGGCGCCACUGGUUUUUCUUUUCGUUGCGGAAGGCAACAGACACGGGCCUCUGUUGUCCCUCUCAAGGAGCUGGAAUCGAGCGCGUGUAUCCUCCGCUUCCUGGCCUUGGGAGGAUGAGGCGGAUUCAGAGGAGAACGUCUCCGCCCGCAAGCACACCGUUGACAACGAGAAAGGCGAGCUUCCGCGCGGGGCAGGGCAAGCAUCAGGGCGCAGCGGUUUCGAGCGCAAUCGCUGGCGAACGAUACAAUCAAGGCGUCACCGUAAACGAGGAUCCUCCGAGGGGAGCAGCGCUGAAGCUACUGCUGUUUGGUAGCCAAGUGCUACAAGUGGGAUCCGCUAAGAUUGGUGGCCCAAGCCUUGUUCUCCAGCCGAAGGAUGCUGCAAACACAGGGAUGGAAGAGAUGGACCAAACGAGAAGGUGCGUAGCGAAAGCACAUGCUACGGAAAGAGGCGCAUAG